CAACCACCUUCGGUGCCAGAGCUCUCUCUCUCUCUCUCUCUCUCUCUCUUCCUCACUGACGCUCAAAAAGAGUGCCAAAUGCCAGCGAUCACUGCUCCGGUUAUACUCAUAGCCUCCCACAAAGCAAAACCCUUCAAUCUUUCUCUCCCUGGAAGCAACUCAUCAAACAUGUCUCUAACAAUCACAGCUUUUGUUUCUCUUCUUACAAUCUCCCUCCUUUCAACCCCAUCAACUUCUUCUCUUGAGUCUUUCGUUUUCGGUGGAUGUUCACAGCUCAAGUACAUCUCAGGCUCUCCUUAUGAAUCCAACGUCAAUUCGCUACUCACCUCCUUGGUUAACUCUGCCACCUUCACAAACUACAACAACUUCACCGUCCAGAGUCCUUCCUCCUCACAGGACACCCUUUACGGCCUCUUCCAAUGCCGUGGAGACCUCUCCAAUGGGGAUUGUGCUCGCUGUGUUGCUAGCGCCGUCAGUCAACUCGGCACACUCUGCCUUGACUCGUGCGGUGGAGCGCUGCAGCUCGAUGGAUGUUUCGUCAAGUACGACAACAUCAGUUUUUUGGGGGUGGAGGACAAGACCGUGGUGUUAAGGAAAUGCGGGCCGUCGAUUAAUGGGUAUGAGUCUGACGCGUUUACCAGGCGCGAUGCGGUGUUGGACUACUUGGGAGCCAGUGAUGAGUCCUACAAGCCUUACAGGGUUGGUGGGUCCGGCGACGUUAACGGUGUGGCUCAGUGUGUACAGGAUUUGAGUGCGACCGAGUGCCAGGAUUGCAUAUCGGACGCCGUCGGACGGCUGAAAACGGAAUGUGGGCCCGCCGCUUGGGGUCAAAUGUACUUGGCCAAGUGCUACGUUCGCUUCUCGGAGCGUGGAGCUCACUCGCACGGUGGUAAUGACAACAAUAAUGAUGAUGAGAUAGAGAAGACACUUGCAAUAUUAAUUGGGCUUAUUGCUGGGGUUUCCUUGCUCAUUGUAUUCCUUUCUUGCUUGAGAAAUGCUUGUGAAAGAGGAAAAGAUGGUAAAUAUUAGAAAGCUUGUAGACAUACAAGGAAUUGCUCCUCCCUCUGGUAUUUUUUUUUUUUUGGGGGUUCACUUUUGUAUUGUGGUCUUAACUUCUUUUGAGAACUCUCUCUCUUUCCCAAUAGCUAUUUUUGAAGUUUCUUUUCUUCCAUAUCUCCCUGUCAAAAGAGAGCCUGAAAGGGUAGAUAGAAAGAUGUUCAUCUUGAAACAAAUGAAAACAAAGUUGAAAUAAGAUUAAAAGCCUGAAGAUUCCUACACUGAUCUCUUAAGUCUUAUAACAAUGUUAAUUAAUUAGCUUUUGCUUUCAAUU
Hevea brasiliensis (rubber tree) is the source of this 1330-nucleotide messenger RNA. RefSeq names its product plasmodesmata-located protein 6. The record is from RefSeq and is a predicted model, not a curated record. The coding region runs from base 79 to 1029 and encodes 316 amino acids. The transcript has 3 exons. Lineage: Eukaryota; Viridiplantae; Streptophyta; Magnoliopsida; Malpighiales; Euphorbiaceae. Gene Ontology annotation, cellular component: plasmodesma.